AUGGCAGGGAUCAGCGUCAUCAAACUCCUUGUCGACUAUGAGGUCUUUGAUGCUAUCCCAGAGUCAGAGGAUAUUUCCAUUGUCGAGCUCUCCAAUAAACAGGAUGUCGACGCGGGUCUCCUGGAACUGUUCAACUUAGUCACGGGGAUGUCUUCUCCUCUGCGACAUCCGGUUGCGGCGAGAUAUGAUGUCCUCGAAACAGUGACCUACAAAUCGGAUAUGAUAAACCGUGCGAUGGCCACUAGGGAACAGCUGCCGACCACAGAGAUGUAUGACUUCUCAUGGGUUGGCGCCGCAGCUCAGAAGAGGAAACUGGGAUCCAGAAGCAACAUUGUGAAUGGCGGCGGAAGGAGACAGGCCCUCCGAGCCAUCCUCCAGGGAAACCUGUACAUCCCAGCAGCGCUGUUCGUGCUUAUGGACAGGGUUCCGGCCAUACGUGAUGCGAAGCACGAUGACGACUCGACCUUAUGCCACAUCCAGCAGGUGUCCGCCGCUGCUUCAACUCCUUUCCACACGGAUGGCACGCCGAGCACGCGCAAGCCUUGUGAUAUAUCGUGCUGCCAAAUUUCCAACAAUGGCCUCAGCACCAAGCCAGGAUCUCGGCACUGCGAAAGUGAAUCCACUAAUUACGUCUGGCCGCAAAUUCCUAUGCAGGAUGCUGCUGACUACAUGAUUCCGACGCCCACUUAUGCUGAUGCAAAUGGUGAAAUGCUGGAGCUUGCAAAAGACUGA
Aspergillus tanneri is the source of this 732-nucleotide messenger RNA. RefSeq lists its product as uncharacterized. The transcript is spliced from 3 exons. Lineage: Eukaryota; Fungi; Ascomycota; Eurotiomycetes; Eurotiales; Aspergillaceae. The coding region runs from base 1 to 732 and encodes 243 amino acids. The record is from RefSeq and is a predicted model, not a curated record.